CGGAAGAAAAAAUAAGAGAUGGAAACGAAAUUGUUUUGAAGAAAAAAAAAUAGUCACAAAAGGCACGUAAUUGAAUAUCGGUGACACCACACGAACGCGCGUGCGUUAAUAUUACAUAUUAUUAUUAUAUAUGCGAGCAUACAAUAUUAUAAUAUUAUGUUUUUAGAACGAGACGGUCGUGCGCGUGCGCGCGUACCUUCGCAUGUACGCGGAGUGUACACGCGCGCGCGAUGAGGGGACCCCACGCGGGUUGACACCCAUUUCGCGGCCGACAGCCAAUGGCUCGACGCGGCCUUUUGCGCGAGGGGUUCUGCGAGAGGUGCCCCUGCGAAAAAACAAAAACACAAACGAAAAGGACGAAAAAGAAUAUGGCCGUUUGCCGCAAAUAAUAAUUAUCGCGUAUACAGAAUAAUAUAUAAUAUUAUAUAGGUACCGACCGCCGGCCGUACGCGUACAGUGUUAUUACCAUUAUUAUUGUACCAUCGUUGUGCGCGCGUGUGUGUGUUUGUACUAUAAAACUCGACGGUGACAAUAAUAUGUAAUAUAAUAUAAAAUAUUAAGAUAUUAUCAUUACGCGAUGUAAGUAGUACGCUGCAGCAGCAGCAGUCGCGGUUUUCUACACUCCGAAGUCGUCUACUGAAUUUAUUGUUUGUUCUUUUAAAAAUAUUAUUAUAUUAUUACAUUGAAUAAUACUAAUAAUAAUAAUAAUAAUAUCUGUACGUCAUACAAUAGUGUCGCCGUCGCGUCCGUCGCGUGCACACGCACUACAUAAUAUCGUAUGCGAGUUCGCGUCGCGUCGUCGCGUGAACGCCGACCGACGUUUGAAGAAUUUCGUCCGUUUGUCGGAAAACGGUAGCCGCGAACCGGCGACCGCCGCAGCCGCCUCCGAGUGCGUUCUUCGUGACGACUUCAACGUAGUUACAUUAUUAUUAUAUGCCGCCGCCGCCGCCGACGUACUCGAGUACAACUCUCGUCAUGCGCUCACCGGACGCGCUUUUCGCCGACAGGUAUCGACGUGUAUAGCGCGUGUGAUAACAAAAUAUUUUUUUUAUAAACAUUUUAUUCGCCUCCGAAUUUGGGCGGAAUAUCGUCCCCCUAGACGAACGUCAUGUACUCGGCACACUACAACGGAUUCACGUUUCAAGGCCAAGGGCGUGUGAACCAGCUCGGUGGUACGUUCAUCAACGGCCGACCGUUGCCUAAUGUCGUCCGGUUGAAAAUCGUAGAAAUGGCCGCAGCUGGCGUGCGGCCCAGCAACAUAUCUAGACAGCUCAAAGUGUCGCACGGGUGCGUGUCCAAGAUACUCAACAGAUACCAAGAGACGGGCAGCAUCCGGCCGGGCAUAGUGAACAGCGAUCACGUACAGAAAAUCUAUCCGAAACGAAUUUCUUAUUGUCCGGAGGAAGUCAGAGAUACAACAAUCAGAUCAGAUCGUCAUAGUAAUUACUCAAUCGACGGAAUACUGUCAGGAAGAACCGGUGACGUGGAUGUGCCGUCGGAACCGGGCAUCGUCAUAUCCAGAAAACAGAGAAGAGGAAGGACCGCGUUCACGGCCCAACAACUGGAAGGUUUGGAAAGGUCGUUUUUGGCUUGCCAGUAUCCGGAUAUAGCGGCCCGGGAGACUCUCGCCGCUAAAUUCGGACUUCCGGAACCUCGAGUCCAAGUGUGGUUCAGCAAUCGGAGAGCGAGAUGGAGGAAACAGAAUAGUUCCAACGUACAACACAACAUAAUCAGCAGCAAUUUUUCUGAGAACCUAAACACACCUUCCUACACUGGCACAGCUGAUUGGAGACUUCAACCUGGCGUUCAGUACAACGGUUACUAUGACGGGUCUGCGUGGGACGAAUACCAGCAAACCGCACGGAACAACGCGGCCCACCAAUACGGAGACAUAUUCAACCCGUCCGCCGCCGCUGUGGCUUACGGCGCGCACAACGAAUUUGCGGCUAACCCGACCAAACUGCGUAUGCCGCCGACCCUGCCACCACCUCCACCGACGACUCAGCCGCCAACCGCCACCGCCGCCGCAACUUCCGCCGCCGCCGCCUCCAUGGGAUACCAUCAGUCGCCGACCGCGGCGGUCAGUCGCUGGACGGAAUUCGGCAAACACACCGCCGCCUCCACGGCCGCAGUCGACUUCCCGGUGGCGUCUUAUUUCAACAACAAUUUAUUAUGAUAUUGUUAUCGAGAACUUAACCGUAAUAAUAAUAAUUGUGUGUAUAAUAUUAUCGUAUAUUGCGACUAUGAUAAAAUUGUAACGGACGACUACGUUACCACAAGUCUUAUACCGCACCGACGACUUAUAAUAAGCGUUCAUUGGGUACCCGCUAAAAUGCGCCCACGUCCUGCGUGUAAUAUUAUAUUGUUAUUAUAUUAAUAUGCAUGGCAAUAAUAUUCAACGAGCGAGCUCAUUCAGAUUUUUCCUAAAACUAUAGUUCAUGCAAAUUUUGAUUUUUCGACUUCUUGAGUACCUGCCUAUAAUAUCAAAUAAGUUUUCAAUAAAGACCCUAUUUUUAAUUGCCUGGAUUUUAAAUAUAUAGUGUCAUUUUACGAUACAAAGAAGAACCAACCAUUUUCACUAUAAAUAAUAAAUUGUUUAGCAGAUGUUUAAUUUUUAAAAUGCUGAUGUAUCUAAAUCAAAAUUUGAAUGAGUAGUUUUGAGUUAUUGAAGUGUGUGUACUAACAUAGUAUUGUGGUAUGGUGCUAUAUUUAGGAUAUAAAGAGAAGCUAUGAUGAUUUGAAAACUAUAUUUUACA
Acyrthosiphon pisum (pea aphid) is the source of this 2756-nucleotide messenger RNA. RefSeq names its product protein gooseberry-neuro-like. Gene Ontology annotation, biological process: regulation of transcription by RNA polymerase II; anatomical structure development. NCBI's taxonomy places the organism in Eukaryota, Metazoa, Arthropoda, Insecta, Hemiptera, Aphididae. Bases 1109 to 2176 code for a protein of 355 amino acids. Gene Ontology annotation, molecular function: DNA-binding transcription factor activity, RNA polymerase II-specific; RNA polymerase II cis-regulatory region sequence-specific DNA binding. The record is from RefSeq and is a predicted model, not a curated record. The transcript is spliced from 7 exons.